CUGUGAUAAAGAGAAGUAUUCCGUAAUCAGGAGAUAAUGGGCAAGGAAGCCGACUUACUGAAUGCUGUUAAGAACAAUGACCAUCAAAAACUACAGAAGCUGUUGUUACCUGAAAGGGGUUAUCAAGUAAAAAAAACGCCAAAGCCCUCAUCAACACGUAUUCCUGGAGGUCGUAUUCGUGUAAAGCUUGACCACAUUAACAUCAACUGCCGUGAGUCAACAGGGUCCUCCGGAUAUACCCCACUCUUAUUGGCUGUUGAACACGGUAAUAAGGAUAUAGCAGAGACAUUGCUCUUCCAUUCAGCAGACGUUGAUUUCCCAGACAACAAAGGAAAUACACCGCUUCAUUUAGCUGUGUUCGCAGGAAAAAUCGACAUGGUUGACUUACUGCUACAACAUAAUGCUAAGGUGGAUAUUCAGAACAGUGAUGGAAAUACGUCCAUUCAUAUAAUUUCACAAUGUGACUACGAACACCGAAUUAAAGUCAUGCUGAAAUUACUCAAGGUAUCAUCAACACUUUACACCAGAAAUAAGGCCCACGCAACACCGCUUGAUGUAGCUGCGAUGUACAACAAGAAAGAUAUAAUGUCGAUCAUGCUUGACCAUGACUCGUCCCUGAAGUACAACACGACAGCCAUCAUAGAGUCCGCUAUCCGUGGUUACACAGAGAUUGUUCAGCUCCUGUUAGAUUACGGUGUCAGCCCAAACGGCAUCAGCGAUCUUAAAGAGACUGGACCUUUACAUGAAGCCACUAGGUUCUGUAGAACUGAAGUUGCCCGGAUCCUCCUGAAUUACGGGGCCAAUCCGGCAGUGAGGAACAUGAAAAAUGAGUCUCCAAAAACAUUAGCAGAAGGUCUACCAAAAGUAAAAAGUGAAGAACUCCUGAAAUUAUUUGAAGAAAGCAGAGUCAAGGGCGCUACUGCUACACCAAGAUUCACAGAAAAGGACAAUGAACAAUUUUUCGCAACUCCCGGAAAAUGUUAUCCUCAAUUACCAACUGACCCUUCCUGGACCAGAAACACCCCCGAAUACUGCAACAGCAGUACGCCAAACAAUCCAAACACUAACUUGUUUGACGGUAAUAUGAGAACAUUCUGGAUAAUGCAGGAUACACAUUAUGCAUGGACCGUGCUGGACUUGCACCAGAGUCAUACACUUACGGGCAUUACCAUAUAUGGAUGGGAUAGUCCAGAGAUGGUGAAAUGUUUUGAAAUCCAAAGAGGGAUACACCUAAAAGGUCCCUGGACAACGACGGGCUCAUUUAUAUGUAAAAGGACGGGAAGCACCAAUCCUAAAGAGGAUGCUGUAGCGCAGUCGUUUAAAGAUUUUGAAGCCAGUUCCCGAUACUGGCGACUACAAGUCCUCAGUAAUUAUGGUGGCAGUUACACGUGCUUCCAGGGAGUUGCACUGAAUGGAUCUGAUGACAGGGUGACAGAUACCUUAAGUAAACUGGGGUUCUCGAAGUACGUCGACCAGUUCAUUUGCAAGGGUUGUAAUACAUACCGGAAGUUUCUGCUUCAAGACGAUACAGAUCUACAGGAAGUGUGUACUGACGAAGAUGUGUCGACUUUGUCAACAGAACUGAAGAAGUUACGGAAAUCAGAAUUCAAACUUACUAAUCCAAAAUGGAAGCAGCCGCCUCCAUAUUCCUGGCCAGUUGGGAAGUGUAUACCGGAUAUGGUUGUUGUAGGAGACAUUGGGUGUUCUGAUGAAAUGACGAUGUCUGUUAAAGAUGGUUGUGAUGUUUUACAAGGGAAUCUGACAAUCUGUCUUGAAGCCACUAGCAUGCAGUCAGCUCCAACUGCAACAUUUACUGGAAUUAAAAUGAGUAAACAUGGAAUCUACAGGAUACUUGUGCAUUCCAAAUCCAACCCAGAUAUAAUGUUAAGUGCACCAACAAAUAUAGAAAUUAAACCUCCAUCCAAUCUGUCAAAGGAAAAUAAAGAUGCGUUUGAAAGUCUGGAGACGAUGUUAAGUGAUCUUGCGAGUUCCCUUGACCUGCCAAGCUGAUGAAACACUCCACGAACAAUGAUAGUUUAGCUUACAUUAAAGGACGCGUUUCCGUUUAAGACGGCUUCCAGCAUUACAGCUACAUAGCUAACUCAUGAGCGUGGAAACUGUCGCUAUUGACAAUUAAUAUCAUAUUUCAACUACAAACUGUACAAAUGUGAAAAUAUUAAGAUAUUUCGGGUUGAACUGAGAAACUGACGUAUUUUAUUUAGUCUACAGCGCAUCAGUAUACUAGUGUAAAUAUGUAUACACAACAAAAGAUGUAGUAUUUCUCUUCAGCUGUUAAACGGUUAAGAGGUGACCUACAUAUAACAGUGCCUGUUUUUAUUAACUAAGCUGUAGAGUUACAGGAGUUUGCAGUUAUUGAUGACACGCGGUGCGGUCUUAACAUUUCUCAUCAAAUACCGGAAACAGGAAAUUGUCGUAGUCGCAUGUUAAUCUUCACGCCCGGUCAUUGCCUAGCAAUCCAGUGACAACUAUUGUGAUGUGAUAAUUUAACAAAGUCAGUUUUAUAAUGUGAAAAAGUCAAUCAAUACAUAGACAUGGUUCAUCAAUAGAGUUAUCGUCACCUUCCUUAAAUAUAUCAAUAUUCCGCUGGUAAUUAAUGUUUACAAAACGUUUUGGUUUUGUAAGUUACGUCACUCCGCUUGUAAAAUUCCAAUAAUGCGAUGAAGUAAUAAACACGAAAUUUCCGGAUUACCGUUACAUGUAAACUCUUUUAAAUUGACGUAGAGAGAACUAGAGGCAUUACCAUGUAAAAUAACAGACUAUGAUUACUUGUGCAUAUAUACAACACGUUUCAAAAUCCUGUAGCGUUUUCAAAGCAUUAUGAUUUCAUGCAAUAUAUAUAUUCUGAACACUACACACGUGCUUAAGAUGUCUUUUUCAGAUAUCUUCACUGACUGAUUAUACAGCCACAACUUAACCUUCUAAUUACUAUCUCAAGUCCGAAUAGACAGUAUUUUGUCAAGAUUAACAAAAUAUAAUGGGCUCUGUGGGCCUUUAUUAUUCACCUGUUCUUCUGUUGAUGGCGAACCGAAGAUAUUGUUCAAAGAGUCGAUAUUUUAACUAGCUUGAAGUCCCGUUGCCCAAGCAUGAUUAUGGCGAUUAUCAUUAAUCUAGGCCAUUAAGUUCAAAACUUCAGCACUUUUCUCCAGCCUUGAAAGUUUUCAAGGUGAUUCGUUGGAAAGGCAAAAUAAAAAAUAUCCAAAAACUGCUAUUACUUCAUUUUCGUUACAAACACUUGAGCAGCAACAAUUUCGUCUCAUCAACCGCUUUUAAAAUCUUUUUCAUGGCGCAUAUCACCAACAAUGAACAUUACUGUUAUAGAGUUGUUCUUGCGACAUAUGGUGUACCAUAACUGUAAUUGCGAAUUCUACAGUCCUCUCCCAAACCUCCCUCCCCCUACAAAAAAAAUGUGUUAAAGUAAACACAUUGGCCGAAUUUUGGAAUGGCAAAAUCAUUAAUCACUCCCAGAUUAGUUACAUAAAGACUUGGUGAACUAAGAAUUUUUGUUCCUGUCCUACACUAAAAGGGCCGCAUUCGAUCGCUUCAUCACUUGUACAAUGCACAGGAUGUUUUAUUAGCAUAUCUACUGCGAGGUGAAAAGUUAUAAAUGUUUGAGCCAUCGUUUUAAUGUAAUUAUUAUAUACCAGAAUCACUGUUACUCCUUGUCAAUUAUUCUUCUAUUGAAAAUUUUAUUAUACAGGACGAUAUUUAUAUUGAUUUUGGUUGUAAUUACAUGAAUCCACUGUAUGUUUGAUAUACUUAAUGUAAAUGUAUAUAACGUAUAUAUAUGCUCGUUACCUGCCGUAAACAUCGAUAUGAAUACCACGUGAAGCACCAGAACAAUUAAAUUGGUCUAAUCAUGACUUUCAUAAACAGAAAAUUCCAUAAACUUUAUCUUUUGAAAUCCCAUGUUACUAUUGUCUUUUGAAUUCUGUUAGCAUUGUAUGUUACUCGCUUUUUAUCCGCCGUCUGUUGUGUAUCCGUCAAUCAUUCAUAUGUCUGAGUUACCAACAACAACAAAAAACAAAACAAAAAACAAAACAAAAAUCACUUCAAGGCGCAUAUUGAUAUCAAUGAACAUUACUGUUAUAGGGUUGUUCUUGUGCCAUAUGGUGUACUAUAACUGCGAAUUUUACAGCCCUCUAUCUCUCUUUUUGUUUAAGUAUAAAGAAACGCCACUUGUUUCAAAUUAUGAACAUAAAAUGACAAUUAGGCGUAUAUGUGCUCCCCUGACCCACCACUGUGGCCUAAUGGAAGGGUCCAAAGAAUCCGUACCAGACUUCAACAUUGGAAUGUCGUAUGAUACCUAGUCACUACAAAAAUAUCUCUGUCAGGACUCGGGUGAUCGUGAAAACUCCUGGGCCUGUUGUCUUGCUAAUAUCAGGAAUGUGUACAGGUGACCAAUGACAAUGCAGAGUUAUUGCAGUA
Messenger RNA from Ylistrum balloti, 4446 nucleotides. RefSeq names its product caskin-1-like. Lineage: Eukaryota; Metazoa; Mollusca; Bivalvia; Pectinida; Pectinidae. The transcript is spliced from 21 exons. Gene Ontology annotation, molecular function: protein binding. Gene Ontology annotation, cellular component: cytosol. Bases 37 to 2010 code for a protein of 657 amino acids. The record is from RefSeq and is a predicted model, not a curated record.